AUGUCAAGAGCUGAAAAUCCGGAAAUCCAUCCGGUAGAGCUAGCUGCUCAGAGGGGAGAAGCUCUCUUAACACCUGAAAGCGAUAAAGAUGAGAAAUUCGAUUCGAUCAACUCAAACACAUACGAAAAUAACGAAAGUAAAACGUUAGGAUACGAUCAUGAAGCUGAGUUUGGACAAGCUAAACUCAACGAUUUCGCCAUUAGAGAUGAUGAUGAUGAGAAUCAAUAUGAUUGGGAAUCAGAUGAAUUCAAAAAUAUACCUGAGAUAGUUAGAAAUACAGUUAGUUUUGAAGAUGAUCCGACUUUACCUGUUAUUACUUUUCGAGCGAUAGUCCUUUCGGCUUUGUUCUGUACCAUUGGGAGUAUCGUAUCACAAAUAUCCUAUUUUCGUACGACCAGUGCGCCGUUCCCUGUAUUCUUCGUCAUCCUGGCUUCUCACCCAUUGGGGAAACUUAUGGCUCGGGUGCUUCCUGAUUACAAAGUACCACUUGGAAGGUUUUUUUUCUCACUCAAUCCUGGUCCAUUCAAUGUCAAAGAACAUGUUAGAAAGUAUCUGUCUCUCAUCGGUAUCGCGGCUAACGCUGGAAGUCAAGGACAGUGGGCCACUUUCUUACCCACCAAUGCUGCUCUUUACUAUAAUAUCACGAUGAAUCCUGCAAUAGCCUUAUUUUUCGGUUGGGGUGCAUCUCUUCUAGGAUUCUCUUUCGCAGCUAUGGUCCGACCUAUCUUAAUCGAUGAUCCCCAAUUCCUAUUCCCCUUAUCUCUUCAACAAGUAACCGUCUACCGAAGUAUCCAGGGAACAACCGAAUUGCAUCUCGAACGAUCUCGUAAACAGAUGAAAGUAUUCUGGCUAGUGUUCUUGGGAAUGUUCAUCUGGCAAUUCUUCCCUGCAUUCUUAUUUCCAUUUACCGCUGCCUUGGCUCCCCUGUGUUGGUUCGCCAGCCAAAACCAUAAAGUCAAUUUCAUCGGUGCUGGAAGAGGUGGAAUUGGUUUAUUGAACAUUACCUUAGAUUGGUCAAAUAUCACUUCGACCGUGAUCACUUAUCCUUAUAGCGUUCAAGUGAUCAUCUUCGUCGCUUUCGUCAUCACCACUUGGAUCCUGAUUCCGAUAGCUUACUUUGGGAAUCUAUGGGGUUCACCAACUUAUAACAUCAUGUCUAAUGGAGUUUUCCAAAAGAACGGCUCGGCGUAUCCCUUCAAUUCCCUCUUAUAUACCGAUGCUUCGGGCUCGCAAAUCUUCAACGAAACAAGGUACGAUGAGAUUGGUCUCGCUUAUUCCGGUGCUCAGUAUCUUUGGGAGAUCUUCAUGUGGUACGCUUCGUAUAUUUCGUCUUUCGUGUGGUGCGGCCUUUUUCUUGGACCCAAUAUCGCCCAUGUAUGGAGAUCAUGGCGAGCGAGAAAGGCGGCACAUAACGAUCGACUCAGUAAACUUAUCCAACAAUAUCCAGGAUUGACUUGGUGGGAAUGGGUUCUCCUCACUCUGAUUCCCUUCUUCAUGCUCCUCGGGGUCAUCGUCACCAAGAAAUUAUACAUGUCUACAUGGACGUACUUUGUCGCUCUCGGUUUCGGCGCAGCGGCGAUGCUACCUAUGAGUCUGAUCUAUGCUGUAUCUGGAUAUCCUAUGAAAGUUGGGUUUUUCAAUGAACUUGUCUACGGAUAUAUGAUCGACGCUAAAGGAUCUUCCCGUCACCCAUUGGGUCAACUUGCUUAUCGAAUUAUCUCCGGUAAUGUGUGGUAUGAUGCUAGGACUGUUUUAGAGGAUCAAAAGUUGAGUCGAGCCUUUCGAUAA
Molecule: messenger RNA, 1788 nt
Organism: Kwoniella botswanensis
Lineage: Eukaryota; Fungi; Basidiomycota; Tremellomycetes; Tremellales; Cryptococcaceae
Exons: 12
Coding region: 1-1788 (595 amino acids)
Biological process (GO): transmembrane transport
Cellular component (GO): plasma membrane
Molecular function (GO): oligopeptide transmembrane transporter activity
Source: RefSeq, a predicted model, not a curated record